Molecule: messenger RNA, 1762 nt
Organism: Seriola dumerili (greater amberjack)
Lineage: Eukaryota; Metazoa; Chordata; Actinopteri; Carangiformes; Carangidae
Gene: bicdl2
Product: BICD family-like cargo adapter 2
Exons: 10
Coding region: 301-1614 (437 amino acids)
Biological process (GO): Golgi to secretory granule transport; vesicle transport along microtubule
Source: RefSeq, a predicted model, not a curated record
CUGACCAAACAGGAAUACUUUACCUGCUUCGUGCGAGUUGGCUGGGAGCUGUCAGAAUUAUCUGUGAAAAAGAGAAGACAGGGUUUGAAUGAUACCAGCAUCAGGACCAUUAGCACCACAGUGAAGAACAAGUUUGGCAGGGACAUAUUGGAUUACAGAAUUGACUCAUUCAACCACUCCAGACCAGACCAUCAAGGAACAGAAAAGGACAGAAAGCUGUCCAUCUGUCACCUGUGUGAGUGUGGAUUACAACACCUGGAAUUAUGUUUUCCAGCUGACUCCUAUAAACCUGCAAAAACAAUGUUCACACCCAGGAAAAACAGCCUUCCUUCCCCCAGCCUGGAGGACUCCUUCUUCCCACUGUCCUCAUCUUCCUCAGUGUCUCUCUCCUUUGCUCUCCCAUCAACUGCACCAUGUCCUGGUAGCAAUGACAGCGGAGGAGGGAUAGAGACAGAUUUGAUACUGGCUGCAGAGCUGGGACAGGCUUUACUGGAGAAGAGUGAGGAGCUGGCAGCCUCUCUGAAGAUGAGAGAGAGGGAGAUUGAGGCUUUACAGCAGGAGAAACAUGUUCUUCAGAGGAGGCUGGACAUGAAUGAACUGGCAUCUGGUCAGAAAGAAGCAGAGCUGACUACGGAUUUAGCUGCUUUGAGGGCCAAGCUGGAGCAACAUCACAGCCAGGAGAGAGCCCAGAGAAAGGAUGAGGGCGAACAGCUGACUCAGUUAACCAAUCAUAACCAACGAUUGGUGGAGCAGCUAGCAGAGGCUGUAACACUGGAACACUCCUUGAGGACUGAGAUUCGUUCCCUCAGAGAAGAGAUGGAAGAAUCAUCUUUUAGCCGAAAUAUCAGCUUCACACAGAUAAAGAAUAUUCAAGCAGAGAACAGAGUUUUGCUGGAGCGGCUGUCGCACAUGGAGGCACAACUAAAAGCUUCACAGGAGGACAGUGAUGGACUCCGCAUGGAGAGAGAGGGACUAAGAGAGAGACUGUCGGAACUCCAGAUGAAAUUGAGAGAGAAAGAAGCAGAGAUAGAGCAGGAGCAGGGAGUGGUGUUUGAGUUGCGUACCUUGAAUCGCUCUCUACAGCAAAAAUCUCUGAGCCUGGGAGAAGAGAGCAUCCUGGACAGUGCUCACACACAACCUUUGUCUCUGCUUAGUGAAAUUCAGCAAUCACAGGCUAAAGAGGCUCUUCUGGCUCACUCCACAGUCCUGGAAGCAAGAGAUGAAGAGAUACAAGCACUCAAAGAGGAGCUACAAUCUCAGCGAGGAGAGCUGGAGACUUUGAGGGAAGAAAUCAAGCCAUUUAGAGGCAGUCCUGAAAAGCCAAGCUACAGUUCCUUAGAGAGUGAGUUGGUUACGGUGCGCCAGGAGAAAGAAACACUAACUCAGCAGCUUCUCAACACGAUCAAACACAAGGUGGCGCUGUCUCAAGAGCUGGAUGCCUGGCAGGAGGAUAUGCGGAUGGUGAUCAAUCAGCAGGUGCAGCAAAGGGAAGAGGAGAGAAAGAAGGAAAAACAGCGAGAGAAAGACAACUCAGUGGGACUCCAAAGAAGCAAGUCUUUGAGAGUGAAGGGAGAAGGAGGGAAAGGAUUUUUCUCUUUUUUCAGAGACAAAUAACAGAGAAUUGGCAGCAGUUUAAACAGACUGAGUGUCUGCCUUUAUAUUUGCCACUGUGAGCUAUGGUGCCAGAUAAUGUACUGUUAUUAGAAUCACCAAGUCAAAUGUUUACAGACCUCAUAUUUGAAUAUAUUUAAAUAUAUUUGUA